GAGAUGCAGACCAUCACGCUUGCCCUGCAGCAUGGACCAGAGAGAAAUCCUGCAAAAGUACCUGGACAGGGCCCAGAACAAGAAAAUUAACAAAGAGGAGUUUGGCAAUGAAUUUCUGAAACUGAAAAGACAAUCCACCAAGUACAAAGUAGAUAAAACCUACCCUACAACUGUUGCUGAGAGACCCAAGAAUAUCAAGAAAAACAGAUAUAAGGAUAUCUUGCCCUAUGAUCACAGCCGAGUAGAGCUGUCCCUAAUACUCUCUGACGAGGACUCCAACUACAUCAAUGCCAACUUCAUUAAGGGAGUUUAUGGACCCAAAGCUUAUAUUGCCUCCCAGGGACCUUUGGCUACAACUGUCCUGGACUUCUGGAGGAUGAUUUGGGAAUAUAGUGUCCUGAUCAUUGUGAUGGCAUGCAUGGAGUUUGAGAUGGGGAAGAAAAAGUGUGAGCGCUACUGGGCUGAGCUAGGAGAGACGGAACUACAAGUGGGUCCUUUCUCCAUAAUCUGUGAAUCUGAAAAAAGAAAAUCCGAUUACAUAAUCAGGACUCUCAAAGCCAAGUUCAAAAAUGAGACUCGAACCAUCUACCAGUUUCAUUACAAGAACUGGCCGGACCACGAUGUGCCGUCCUCCAUCGACCCUAUUCUUGAGCUCAUCUGGGAUAUGCGUUGCUACCAAGAGGACGACAGUGUCCCUGUGUGCAUUCACUGCAGUGCCGGCUGUGGAAGGACGGGUGUUAUCUGUGCUAUUGACUAUGCGUGGAUGUUACUAAAAGAUGGGAUAAUUCCGGAGAACUUCAAUGUUUUUAAUUUGAUCCAGGAAAUGCGAACACAGAGGCCUUCAUUUGUUCAAACACAGGAACAGUAUGAACUGGUCUACAAAGCUGUAUUAGAGCUAUUUAAGAGACAGAUAGAAAUUAUCAAUGAUAAAUCCUCUGGAAUCGAGAUUCGAGCAAAGUGUUCAGUUCCUCAGCAAACUCCUCAUCUAGAAGAAGACACUUAUUCUCUUAAUUUACCAAAAUGUACAAAAGAAGCAAAAAUGGUGAACCAACAGAGCACACAAAGGGAAAAUGCAGAAACUUCUUCCUUUGACCCGAGGACUUCUGAAACUAGUCAAAAGGAAGGAUUAGUUUUACACCCUGCUAAGCAGAGCAGUUCUGUGGACUUUUUGGAGCUAAAUUGUGGUUGUAAUGAUGAUGCUCUUCAGAAGCAUAAAAGUUUGGACUUGAACUCCAUUUUGUUUGAAGCCUGUUCUAGUUCAGAAUCUAUAAACUCAACAGAAAGAUACUUUAAUCCAAAGAGGCCAAUAACACGGACCAAAUCAACUCCCUUUGAAUUGCUACAGCAGAGAGAUACCAAGGAGUUUGACAUCAGGGGAAAUUUUUCUGAUUUGGAAUCUCAACCACACCAUUCUUUUCUUGAGGAGCCUCAGAAAAAGAUGCACUUUUCUUCAGCAGAACUGAACUAUUCCCUGUCUUACGAGUCUCAGCAGCAAAUGUUUAAUCCAUCUAGUGCAAGGCAACAUGUCUCCAGUGCUUUCAAUAUAUAUUCUGACAUGUCUUUAGUAGAGGAUCCUUAUUUUUCAUCAUUGUCUCCAAGUAGUACUGGUUCCAAGAUGUCUCUUGACUUUCCUGAGAAGCAAGAUGGAACUGUUUUAUCUUGUUCUUCAUUGCCAUUAUCUUCUACCUUCUUUUCUUAUUAUCAUUCACAUGAUUCUUUAGCAGAGGAUCCCUCAGUACUGAACCAAGAGACAGCAUUAGUAGCAACUUCUGCAAGGACAGAAGAUGAAAUCCCCCCUCCACUUCCUGAACGGACACCUGAAUCUUUUAUUGUGGUAGACGAAGCUGGAGAAUUCUCUCCAGAUGUCCCCAAAUCCUUAGCUUCAGCUAUGAACAUAAAAAUUGAAACAUCACUAGAAUGGAGUGGAACAUCUGAAUCAGAGAAAUUGGAUGACUCUGUAAGACUUAGACCAAGAAAGAGUGUAAAACUCCUGAGUCCCAACCCAGAUCUCUAUGACGAUCGUUCAUCUCCCUCACCACCUCCGCUUCCAGAAAGAACCCGAGAGUCCUUCUUUCUUGCUGAUGAAGACUAUGUGGGUUUGCAAGCUGAAGCUAUACACACUUAUUCCACUAGUUGUCCUAACCCCAUGGACAAUUCAACAUCUUCAAAACAGACAUUGAAGACUCCUACAAAAUGUUUCACAAGGAGUAAGAGUUUGAAAAUUUUGCGGAACAUGAAAAAGAGUAUUUGUAAUUCUUCCCCUCCAAACAAGCCUCCAGACUCUGUUCAGUCAAAUCACUCCAUCUCCUUUCUGAAUUUUGGUUUUGCAAAUCGUUUUUCAAAACCCAAAGGACCAAGGAAACCACCAGCAACUUGGAAUGUUUAACACAAUUUGGAAUACAGAUUGCAAGUGCAUCUGCAACUAAAACUACUAGAAUACUGAUAGCUAAAACAAGUUCUCUAUAGACAAAUAUCAACAAUGAAGAUAUGAUAAUGUGGUAAUAGCUUUUUAAAGGAAAAGCAUUAUGGAAAUAAGUGCCAGAAGUUUUAU
Molecule: messenger RNA, 2551 nt
Organism: Talpa occidentalis (Iberian mole)
Lineage: Eukaryota; Metazoa; Chordata; Mammalia; Eulipotyphla; Talpidae
Gene: PTPN22
Product: protein tyrosine phosphatase non-receptor type 22
Exons: 22
Coding region: 32-2386 (784 amino acids)
Biological process (GO): negative regulation of T cell activation; positive regulation of defense response to virus by host; T cell receptor signaling pathway
Cellular component (GO): cytoplasm; nucleus
Molecular function (GO): non-membrane spanning protein tyrosine phosphatase activity
Source: RefSeq, a predicted model, not a curated record